Messenger RNA from Octopus bimaculoides (California two-spot octopus), 5951 nucleotides. RefSeq names its product dynamin-1. Gene Ontology annotation, cellular component: cytoplasm; plasma membrane; microtubule. The record is from RefSeq and is a predicted model, not a curated record. Gene Ontology annotation, molecular function: GTP binding; GTPase activity; microtubule binding. Gene Ontology annotation, biological process: synaptic vesicle budding from presynaptic endocytic zone membrane; receptor internalization. Lineage: Eukaryota; Metazoa; Mollusca; Cephalopoda; Octopoda; Octopodidae.
GUAGUGACGCUCGCUAUGUUGUUGGAUUGUGCAGCUUUGUGCUGAAUACGUUAAUUGCAGUAGGAUGUAAGCGGCCCUACGUCAGCCGACCAUUUCAGUGAUAGAACUAGUUCCGCCAUCAUGACAAACUGACCACAGUUGGAGCUGUCAGAGCUGGCCACCCGAUCACUCACUCACACACAUACAUACAGACAGACACAGACAGAUAUUGUAUUCCCACAAAGGAUUAUUAAAUAAUUAUUUUAUAUCACGUGUGAAAGGGGAAAGAACGAAAGAGAGUGAGAGUGUGGUGAAAGAAGUUGAGUGGAACCUCUCUAAAUUUCAAAAAUGUCGGGUAAUAUGGGUAUGGAGCAGCUUAUUCCUAUAGUGAAUAAGUUGCAGGACGCUUUUGCCACCCUCGGGGUGCCCAUCUCUUUGGAUCUGCCGCAGAUAGCUGUUGUUGGAAGUCAAAGUGCAGGAAAGAGCAGUGUGUUAGAGAAUUUUGUUGGCAGAGAUUUUUUACCCCGAGGGUCUGGAAUUGUGACAAGACGGCCUCUUGUUUUACAGCUAUUCAAUAAUAAAAAUGAAUAUGCUGAGUUUGUUCAUUGUAAAGGAAAAAAAUUCACUGAUUUUGACCUGGUUCGCAAGGAAAUUGAAGAUGAAACUGAUCGUGCUACUGGCAGCAACAAAGGAAUUAGUAAUAUCCCAAUUAAUCUUAGAGUAUUUUCCCCACAUGUUCUCAAUCUGACCUUGAUUGAUUUACCUGGUAUGACUAAAGUGGCUGUUGGGGACCAGCCCGCUGAUAUUGAACAACAAAUUAGAAGUAUGCUCUUAGAAUUUAUACAAAAAGAAAAUUGUCUCAUUCUUGCGGUAUCACCAGCCAACUCAGAUCUUGCAAAUUCUGAUGCUCUCAAAAUUGCUAAAGAAGUAGAUCUACAAGGGGUUCGAACUAUUGGAGUGAUUACCAAAUUAGAUUUGAUGGAUGAAGGCACUGAUGCUCGUGACAUACUUGAAAACCGUACAUUACCACUUCGUCGAGGUUACAUUGGAGUUGUAAACAGGAGCCAAAAAGACAUUGAUGGCAAAAAAGAUAUCCGAGCAGCACUUGCUGCAGAAAGAAAAUUCUUUCUUAGCCAUCCAUCUUACAGGCAUAUGGCUGAUAGAAUGGGAACUCCUUAUCUUCAGCGUGUCCUUAACCAACAGUUGACUAAUCAUAUAAGAGACACUUUACCUGCUCUUCGCAACAAGCUACAGUCUCAGUUACUUUCGAUGGAGAAAGAAGUCGAAGAAUAUAGAAAUUUCCGCCCAGAUGAUCCUGGGCGGAAAACCAAGGCUAUGCUCACAAUGGUACAGCAAUUUUCAGUGGAUUUUGAUAAAAAUAUAGAAGGAACUGGCUCCGAAAUUAAUGUCAUAGAGUUAUCAGGAGGAGCCAAAAUUAACCGAAUUUUCCAUGAGCGGUUUCCAUUUGAACUUGUUAAGGUGGAAUUUGAUGAAAAAGAACUUCGCCGUGAAAUUAGUUAUGCUAUUCGAAAUAUUCAUGGUAUUAGAACUGGUUUAUUCACACCAGACAUGGCUUUUGAGACAAUUGUCAAAAAACAAAUUGAAAAAUUACGUGAACCAUCGUUAAAAUGUGUUGAUAUGGUUGUUUCCGAACUCACAAGUGUAGUGAGAAAAUGUACUGAUAAAAUGUCCCGUUACCCCCUUCUGCGAGAAGAAACAGAAAGGAUUGUUAAUUCUGUUAUUCGUGAGCGUGAUCAGAAAUCUAAAGAUAACUUACUUCUCUUGGUUGACAUACAAUUAGCAUAUAUGAAUACAAACCAUGAAGAUUUCAUUGGUUUUGCAAAUGCUCAACAAAAGUCUGAAAACACCAGUAAAAGAAAACUAGGGAAUCAAGUAAUACGUCGAGGGUGGUUGACCUUGCACAAUAUCAGCUUCAUGAAAGGUGGAUCAAAAGACUUUUGGUUUGUCCUUACAGCAGAAACUUUCUCUUGGUUUAAAGAUGAAGAGGAGAAGGACAAGAAAUAUUUAAUUCCUUUAGAUGGUAUGAUGCUGCGUGACCUUGAAGACUCAUUUUUACACAAACAUAUGUUUGCCAUAUAUAGUACCAUGAGCAGGAAUGUGUACAAAGAUUAUAAGCAGCUAGAAUUGUCUGCUGAAAGUCAAGAAGAAAUAGACAGUUGGAAGGCAUCAUUCCUACGAGCUGGUGUUUACCCAGAGAAAGCACAAGAUAAGGGUGAUGAGUCAAAAGAUGACACUACAUCCAUGGAUCCUCAACUGGAGCGACAAGUGGAGACUAUCAGAAAUUUAGUAGAUUCCUACAUGAGAUUAGUUUACAAAACACAUCGGGAUUUGGUUCCAAAAACUAUUAUGCAUCUAAUAGUAAAUGAUGUGAAAGAUUUUAUAAGUGGUGGAGAAAUGUUGGCUCAGUUGUAUGCGUCUGCUGAUCAGAAUACUUUAAUGGAAGAAUCCUCUGAAGAGGCCAUGAGAAGAGAAGAAAUUCUGCGUAUGUAUCAUGCUACCAAAGAAGCAUUGAAUAUAAUUAGUGAAGUGACCACUAGUACAGUGACUACUCCACUCCCUCCACCUGUAGACAAUGAUUGGUUGCGUGCAGAAAGAGCAGAGAAUGGACCCUCUAGGUUAGCUGUGAAAAAUGGAUACACGAAAGUUAGCAGGCCUUCUUCACCUGGACCAAGCAGACCUCGUGGGCCGCCAAUGCCACCUUCUAGGCCAGUACCUACGCCAUCUAUUCCAAGUAGACCUGCACCAAAGGUCCCAAGUAGACCAGCUCCUGAUGCUCCACAGGCUGCUAUGCACAUGUCAAGUCAGCCUCUUCGCCCAAUCCCUAGUAUUCCACCCAGGAUCCCUGAGCGACCAUCGAUGCCACAGCGUCCUCAGUGAUCAUGGGAACUGUGCCAGAGAGAAAGAGACACACAGAGAUGUGCAUUAAGUACAUAUUGCAGCUAGAUCAAACAUUCAUUUAUUCCCCUAGGACAAUGAUUUGAAGAUUAAGAUAACUUUUGAUGAAUGGAAGAAAACAAACUAUUGCAGCAGUAGCAGCAUUUUCCAUUGUCAUUGCAAUUAAUACCACUAACAAAAAAUUUCUUAAUUACAAAUGUUUAAUUAUGGUCACUGUUCAAUGAACAUUAUCACUAAUAAUAAAUAAUAAUAAUAAUGAUAAUUACAACUAAAAUACCAAUCAUAAAAUGAAACGCUAAAGGAAAUCUACACAAAGUGAUUCUGUUAUCGCUGUUAUAUUGUUAUUGUUAUUAUUAUUAGUACUAUUAUUAUUAUUGGAAACCAUACAUGGUGUGUAUUCCUUUAGCAAAACUGCUCGUUACAAUUUUAUGAUCUAAUUAGGCAGUUAUACACAUUAGGAAAAAACAGUAUUUUUUUAUAACAAAAUGUAAAAAAAAAAGUGUAUUGAAAUAAACAAAUUUAUAGUUUAUGAACAUUUCUUUUUUUGUGACCACUAACAUUUUUAGAGACUUAGUUGGUUUUAAAAACAUUGUCAAUUUGCUGCAAAUAGUGCAAAUAUAAAUAAGGUCGUGUUUUAUUGAUGGGCACUAGUAAUUAGCCUUCCAAAACACCAAAGCUCUAAAUUUUAAUUGACAACCAGUCAUCACUCACCUAAACUUUUAUUGGUGUUUAUCAAGCAAGGAAUUAACAGUAAAUUCUAAAUUCUUCAGUAAGGCUUGUUUUGUUCGACAUGACUGUUUCACUCUGAUUACUAUUAAAAUUACCCAAAUAAUUUUAAUAUAUUAUAAAAUGAUAUUUUAGAUGCGAUAAUGGUUUAUCUAAAAUUAUAAUAUAUUUAAAAGAUGGAAAAAAAUAAACAUUAUUUAAAAAUGGAAUUUUAAUUAUUAAAAAAAAAAUGUGCUAAUGACAUUUGUUUGGUGUGGUUAAGUUUUGAUAAUUGUUUGACAAUGAAUGAAACCAUUAGGAUUUGAGAGAAGCUAAGUGUUCUCUUCUGGCAUUCCUAAUGGCAUUCCACUUACAGGACCACUACCAUUUUGAGCAAUAAUAAUUGUUACAUGUAGCUUAUUGUUUUUACUAGAUAGUAAAUAAACAAAAUCUUAUUAGAUAUAUUGAUGUAUGUGAUUUGGAAAACGGAGAGAUAAAGUAUUGGUGCAAAGAAGCAGAAGAAUGAAUGAAAGAGGGAGAUGGAGAAAUAGUGUGUGUGUGUAUAUAUAUAUGUGUGUGUGCAUGAGAGAAGAUGUAGUUAUUGUUAAAACACAAUAUGAAGUGUUUUCUUCCUAAUGCUAUUGUUAAUUGUGGAGAUGUGGUAGUUAGUUAAGUCAUAGAUAUAUAUAUAUGUGUGUGUGACUGUGUUUGUAUGCAAUAUAUAUAUGUAUAUAUAUAUAUAUAUAUAUAUAUAUAUAUAUAUAUAUAUAUAUAUAUACAUGCACACGCAUAAACAUAGUGUUACUUGUAGAUGCUACUUCUAAUCUUAAUCAGUAUUUCUGUAAGCCAAUUAAUACUAAUCAAUAUUUCUGUAAACUUUGAUGCAAAAUAGUUUUUUUUUUUUGGGUGGAAAGUAAUUGAAAUUGUUGUGAUUUCAUUGUAAAUAUUGUGAAUUAAUAACUGGAUGUUGUUACCUCCCUUCUCAGUACUGUUCACAAAUCUCUUCUCAGUUGGAAAACUUUGGAAAGUUGUACACUCUGAGGAACUAUUCAUUUUGAAUUUGUUUACAGAGAAUUUUCCUGGCAGUUAUUUUUAGUUUACAAAAAUUUUAGAUUUAAUUUCUUUAUUAAAUUUAAAUUAAUUUCUCUCUCCUUUUCUUUUUCUCUCUCUCUUUCUCUCUCUCUCUCUCUCUUUCUCCUACAUACACAUACAACACAUGCACACACAUAUAUUACUUUUUCUUUUUAUAAUCUAAAUUCUUUAAAUGCAGGUGGUUUUCUUUCAUUGUUUGAUCAAGGGAAUUUAUUGUUGUUAAAUACUGUAAUUUCUCUACCUAUAUUUAAUGUUUUUGUUUUUAAAUGAAAUUUCCAUUUAAAAAAAAAAAAAGGACUUAUACAGUAAUAAAGAUUAUUUCCCCCCCCCCACACACACACACAUGCACAGAUGCACAUUUAAAGUAAAUAAGUACAGAUUAUGCUUAUAACUACCUUGAAUUUGAGAUAUUGAUAUUCAUAUGCACAUCUGUAUGGAUAUGUUUAUGAAUUCCAAGAAGUACCGUUACAGAUGAUGAUGGUAAUAAUAUCUGUGGUACAUCUUUAUUGGCAUACACACACUUUUACCUCUUGUAUGUAUGCAUAGACAAACAUAUACACAAAAAUUAAAACCAACUAGAACAGGAACAGGUUACAGAAUAUCUAUGGUAUAUAUUCUGUAAAUGCACCAACAAAUAUUAUCAAACUUUUAAAACACAUUCUGUUGAUAUCCUACUUUUACAAGGCAAGAUGAGUUAUAGAAACGAAAGUUGGACCCAUUAUUUUAUUAAACAUCUUUUUAUGUUUCCAUUUAACCGACAUUUUGUCAGCUGGUUAAUCAAAUAUUGAAAUGCUUUUUUUUUUAUUGUGUAUGUUUUAUAUAUAUAUAUCUAUGUGCAGGUAUAAAAAUAUCUAUAUGAAUAUAUGUAUACAUGUAUGAAAAUAUUAGAUAUAACAAUAUCUUUAUACGUUUAUGUAUAUAUGUGUCUGGAACUAUUUAUAUAUAGGUAUACAAAUAUCUAAGUAUUCAUAUACAUUUAUGCAUAUAUGUAUAUAAAUACCUAUAUACAAGUAUAAAAAUAUCUAUUUGCAUAUAUGCAUACAUAUGUAAAACUAUACAUGUAUUCAUAUACCAAAAUACCUGUAUAUGCAUUGUAUAUAAAAUAUCUAUGUAUAUAUGCAUAUGUAUAUAAAAAUAUCUAUCUAUAUAUAUGACUGUAUAAUUAUGUGUAUGUCUCUAUACAUAUAUGUACGUGUGUCUGUGUAUAUCUAUGUUUGUGUGUAUAAAGCAAAACUUCGUGCAAAUGUAUAUUUAACAUC